GAAAAACACGACGGGAGAGGAGGACACGUAGGCUGUGUGCAGUCUCAUGUUGUACUGAGCCAAAUGGACAUCAGUUGAAUUAAUUCCAGUGGAUUUCAGACUGCAGUAUUGCUCCGUUUGUUAGUUUAGUAUUUUUUCCUCUCCUGGCAGCUUAAAUGGAGACAGACAGAGAAAGAGGGGUGGUCUUGGCCACAGAGAGAUAUGGCAGCGGAGAGUCCUGGAAGUAUUUUGCAAAGGAUGAAGUGAUGGAGAGGAGAAGAGAUGGGAGUGAUGGUCAAUCAAGAGGAAACUCUAUUGUUGGAGUUUUUAAAAGUGUGUUUCUGCCUCAAGGCUAUCCAGAGAGCGUCAGUGACGAUUACCUGCAGUACCAGUUUUGGGAUACGGUGCAGGCUUUCUCCAGCUCUUUGUCGGGGACUUUAGCAACUCAGGCUUCUCUCAAAGGUGUCGGUGUUGGAAACCAAGAGGCGACAGUAGCUGCAGCCACAGUCACCUGGUUACUAAGAGAUGGAACUGGUAUGUUGGGAAGAAUCCUCUUUGCUUGGCAUAAAGGGAGUAAACUGGACUCUGAGGCCAAAUGGAGGCUUUUUGCUGAUGUUCUCAACGACAUUGCCAUGUUCAUGGAAAUAUUGGCCCCGUACUUUCCUGCUUUCUUCACUGUGAUUGUGUGUACUGCAGGGAUAUUCAAGUCCCUGGUUGGAGUGGCAGGCGGAGCGACUAGAGCUGCUCUGACUGUUCAUCAGGCUCGCAGAGACAACAUGGCAGACAUCUCCGCCAAAGAUGGAAGUCAGGAGACAUUAGUGAAUCUGGCGGGACUGCUGGUCAGUUUCAUGCUCAUUCCCCUCGUCACUGAUAAUCCAAUACUGACGCUCAGCCUCUUCUUCCUCUUCACCAUACUCCACCUCUUUGCCAACUACAAGGCUGUGCGUUCGGUUGUCAUGGAAACCUUCAAUGAGGCACGGCUGUCGAUUGUGCUGCAGCAGUACCUGAGAGACGGACAGAUCCUGAGUCCACUAGAGGCCAAUCAGAGAGAACCAGUUUUAUUGGACUUUUUUUCUAGCAAAAGUGUGCCAAUCAAACUUGGAGUGAGGCUGCAGGAGGUUGCACAAAGCUCAGAGGACCUGCAUUUGGCUUUGAAGGAAAACAACAUGCCUUACCUAUUAGGAGUACGAAAUGGCUGCAUCUGUGUUUGUUUGGGACCUGAAGCGUCAGCACACGAUGAAAUCAGAGCGAUGUGCCAAGCUGUGUGGCUCAGCAGCAAACUGAGCCCUCAGACUCAACAACAGCAAAGUUCCUGGGAAAAUGUGCACGAGAGUCACAAGUUGAUGGACAAAAUUUUCAAUCAGUUCCUCAAAGGUGUGGAAGCUGCUGGAUGGGACACAAAACGAACUCUACUGGACUGGGAUGAGUGGAGGGUCGAGUGGAAAACAAAAACUAACUGAGCUGUGAGAAAUCUGCAGCCAUUUGACAUUGUUUGCAUCAGUUUUUUAAAUGCUCAAAGAGUGAUAUUUGUGUUUAAUUCAUUUUUUAAAUCUCAAUGUGUAUGAUACAAG
This is a messenger RNA of Plectropomus leopardus (leopard coralgrouper), 1550 nucleotides long. RefSeq names its product RUS family member 1 (gene rusf1). NCBI's taxonomy places the organism in Eukaryota, Metazoa, Chordata, Actinopteri, Perciformes, Serranidae. The record is from RefSeq and is a predicted model, not a curated record.